UCAGCAGUUAUCCAAACGCUAGCGAGAUGCCUUGCAUCCGCUCCGCGUAAUGAGCGCUGCUCAUCUGGAGGAGGCAUGCCGGCUAUGCCAGAAAGCUCUUGAUGAAGUGGAGGAAGUGGUGGACCUGCGUGAUUGUGGCGUUGAUGCUCGUGCUAGUACAGCCUCAACCUCACUCCGCACACGCGCCUCUUCGAGUUCAGCGGCGACGAUCCGUUGGGACAGCAGCUCAGAGAUCAACUGGGCUGGCCUGGCGGACGCCAACGAUGAGCUCGAUGUGGACAGCGUGUUGAGGGCCCUGAUGAACCCCGAGGCUUAUUCCGGGCUCUCGGAGAUCUUGGCGCACAGCGCGGACAGGUAUGCUGGGAACGAGCCGAUGCAAUCGAGUCCGAGUCCGCCGAAAAGCGAGGCGGGUUCGGCGGCUCCCUCACCAGCAGCUCCAGCGGUGUCGGGCUUGCAGCUGCCGCCCGGCGAGACCCGGGCCUUCGGCUUCGACUGGCUCACGUUGACCCGGCGCAGCUCCUGCAGUGUGCAGUCCGGGUCGGAGGUGCUCUCAGCCUCGGAUUCCGUUUUCGAGCCGAGAGCCUCGAUUGACGCUGGUGGAAGCCGGUUCCAGGCGAAUGUGGACCUUGUGCAAGAGGAGAUCCUGCGAUCCUUGGAGCGUGACUCGCCUCGUGAGCCAUCCUCUCCAGCUGUUGCCGAGGAAACCAUCUCCGUGGUUGACGUGGAUGAGAUGUCCCCAGCCUCCCAGGCUGAUGACGAGUCCAUGCACAUUGUAUAUGGGGCCAGCGUGUCCAGUCCUGGCUCCUCGUUUUUCGCGAGCCCCAGGCCACUGGAGAACACGGUCAGCUCGCUUUUGCACAGGCUGACUUUUGAUCAUCGGCUGGAUGAGAGCAUCGCCAGUAGCAUCCAACGAGUCCUGGAGGUGCAGGAGCUAUUGCCGGACGCCUCCCGUUUGAGCGAGGAGGAGAUUCAGGCACUGCCCCAGAUCCGCUUCACUGGCGAGAAGCAGCAGUGCGCCAUCUGCCUCGACGCGUUUCAGGAGCAUGAGACGCUCACGGUGCUGCGUUGUGCGCACUUCUUCCACACGCAGUGUGUGGCAAACUGGAUGCAGAGAGCCACCCAUUGCCCGCUGUGCCGUACUUGCUGCUUCGAAUGAGGGUGACACAAUGUAGCCCUGGAGGGACAGGGCCCUACCCACCACCUAGGGCCGCCA
Effrenium voratum is the source of this 1213-nucleotide messenger RNA. Lineage: Eukaryota; Dinophyceae; Suessiales; Symbiodiniaceae. The record is from the annotation of a GenBank genome assembly.